This is a messenger RNA of Planococcus citri (citrus mealybug), 597 nucleotides long. RefSeq names its product ribosomal protein L36 (gene RpL36). Gene Ontology annotation, cellular component: cytosolic large ribosomal subunit; ribosome. The transcript has 4 exons. Gene Ontology annotation, molecular function: structural constituent of ribosome. Bases 164 to 517 code for a protein of 117 amino acids. Lineage: Eukaryota; Metazoa; Arthropoda; Insecta; Hemiptera; Pseudococcidae. The record is from RefSeq and is a predicted model, not a curated record. Gene Ontology annotation, biological process: cytoplasmic translation.
AUUACUGACGAUUGGAUUUUACAUUUUAAAAGCCCAAAACCUGUUUUUGUACCUUGUAAUAAUUGGUCUGUGACAACAAGUCACGUUAUCCAUUUUUUUCGGAAUGGUGAUCUGGUGAAAUAUUUUUCUUCGUAUUAAUUAAUUUAGGAAAAAAAAUUGGAGCAUGGCACCGCGCUAUGAAUUAGCCGUUGGCCUGAAAAAAGGUCACCAGACUACUAAGAUCCGAGCUAUCAAGGCAACACUCGAAAACAAAAAGAAGAAAAUCAAGCCUUCCCAUUUGAAAGGACAUCAAACUAAACAUGCUAAACAUAUUCGUGACCUGAUUAGAGAAGUCGUAGGCAAUGCCCCUUUCGAAAAAAGAGCUAUGGAAUUGUUGAAGGUAUCCAAGGAUAAGAGAGCGCUGAAAUUCCUGAAAAGACGACUCGGAACACAUUUACGUGCCAAGAGGAAGCGUGAAGAAUUGAGUAAUCUUCUGUUGGCUAUCAGGAAAGCCCAAUCGCAGAAAACUAACGUUUAAUCUACGUUUAAUGUUAUUGUAUGCGUUAUGGGAUAAGAAUAUAUCUAAUUUUUAUAUUAAAUGUCCUUAACUCCUGUUAA